Molecule: messenger RNA, 1607 nt
Organism: Folsomia candida
Lineage: Eukaryota; Metazoa; Arthropoda; Collembola; Entomobryomorpha; Isotomidae
Product: ATP synthase mitochondrial F1 complex assembly factor 2
Exons: 6
Coding region: 474-1418 (314 amino acids)
Biological process (GO): mitochondrial proton-transporting ATP synthase complex assembly
Cellular component (GO): mitochondrion
Source: RefSeq, a predicted model, not a curated record
UUAAAACGACGCAAGGCAAUUAGCGUACAUACAUGGCUCCCACAACUUCCACAGUCGCAGGUCAUCGUAUUUAUAUAAGAAACGCGAAUUCGAAGUCGGAGUUCCACAAAAAAUUGUAGAAUUUGUCAAGUGCAAAAAUUAACAUUCCAUAUUUAUCGCAGCACCUUGUCCUAUUUUUCUGAGAACCAUUUCAGAGGAAUAAUUGCAUUGAAUAGUUGUAUUGUGACCCGAAGAAAGGACAAAUUCCUCCGUUCAUGCAUCAAAGCACGGGACGAGACAUCGAACCAGGGACGACUCGGGGUGUGGGAGAUACAAAGUCCGGUCUAUUCGGGACAAAAUUGGAUCCGCAGUUCAAAGUUUUUGAUAAAGUUUCAUUCAAAAUCCGAAAAUUCAAGAUUCGUCUAAAGUAACAGAUUCGACAAAUUUCUUUUUCAUCUGGGUCCUCCUACACAUAUACAUACGCAACCGAAGAAAUGGCUAACUCGACCGGGUUAGUCAGGUCAAUUUUGAAGGGCACAUUGUCAACAACGAAACGGUUUCGAAUUUCUCCCCUCGACCGACGCUUCCCGUUAGCAGCGCAAUACAUUUCCAAAAGAUUUUAUUCUCCGGAACCUGUACGAAGGUUCUACGGAGAUGUGACCGUGGUGCCAAUUCAGACGGCUUCGAGAGGAAGUCCUGGGACAUGGGGAGUCAAUUUAGACAAACGGGCGCUGCGAACCCCAAGCAAGAAAUUGUUCGAAGUGGAUAAUGAAGCGGUUGCAUUGGCAGUGGCCAACGAAUGGGCAGUUCAAAGGGACAUCGUCAUGUUAAACACAAUGCACAUGACGGCGUUGGCAAAUACGGCAAUAGACAAUCCCUUCAACAAAACUAAAUUCAGUAUAUGCAACGAAAUGCUGAGCUUUCUACCACUGGACACUAUUUUAUACAGAUCUGAGGAAAAUGAACGCUUGUGGGAGUUGCAGCGUGAAUUGUGGGACCCUAACCUUCAAUGGUUUCAAAAGGCGUUUCAGGUGAAGCUUCCCAUUGUUGCAGGAGCUAUAACACCCCCACAUAUUCCUGAUGAGUCCCUGGCUGUCCUCCGAAAGGAACUAAUGUCAUACAGAUUCGAUGCAUUGUUAGGACUUCAAUUUGCUGCGGAAGCUCUCAAGUCAUUAAUUCUUACGAUGGGCGUCUUGAAAAUGCAUUUGAGCACGGAACAGGGUCUCAGGCUUAGUAGGUUGGAAUUGGAUUUCCAGACACAACACUGGGGGAAUGUUGAAUGGUCUCAUGAUUUGGAGAAUUACGAUACAAUGUCUAGAUUUUCAUGUGGAAUGAUGUUCUUCAGUCUCAAUACCUUUGCCCCGUUUCGAUAUAUUGAAAAAGUUGACCCCGAAACAACUUUAGCCUUUGAGAAAAAGAGCACAAGUCACCAUAAGUAAUACGUAUUAUUAUAUUCAUUGUAGUCAAUUGAACCAAUGCAUGCCUUUCACGAAUAUAUCCGUGAUAAUUAAAAUUAAGUAUAUUCAAAAGUUUUGAUUUCCUUGCAAUAACGUUUACAAAUUAAUCUUUUCGAGAAUAUUUUUUACAGGAAAUAUAAAUACACACAUAUGUAAUUAAUUUUUGUUUCG